Messenger RNA from Porites lobata, 3443 nucleotides. Lineage: Eukaryota; Metazoa; Cnidaria; Anthozoa; Scleractinia; Poritidae. The record is from the annotation of a GenBank genome assembly.
ACAUGUGGAAUCAAUGCAGAUCCAUUUUUAUUUUACUCUCAGCUUUUACAUUUUUAUUCGCAAUCAUGGAACCUGUGCCAUGGCAGCUUAAGAUUGCAUUUCAUUUCUUUUGGCUUUGGAUCCCUCAUUCUUGGCAUGGUACUGUUUGCAUCAACAUUUGCCUCUGAAUUAUGUGUGAGUGUUUUCUUCUUGUUGUUUUUUUUAUGGGAACCUCAGUAACUUAAAAAGUACAGUUUGACUCCCGAUAACUCAAACCUUCUAGGGAGACCAAAAAAGUUUGAGUGAUCAGGAACUCGAAAAGUGCAAGGCAAAUAACCAGAAACAGGGAAAAGAAGCAAAUGGAUGGGGAGGGAAUGCAAGUAUCAUGCACUCUCUACUUCAAAGGCAGCAUUGGAUGACAUAAAAAUUGUUAUUUUGAAAAAGGAAUUAAGCAACAAAUCUUGAUUAAUAUAUAGGGAUGGAAACUGAAUUUGAAGUGGAUCAAGUGACAUAAAAGUAAAGACAAAGAAUUGACAUGGUUGUUUUGAAAUAAAAGAGAUUAAGCAUCGUGUUUACGGCAAUCGGCAAACAUAAGACUCAAGUUGUAAAAUUUUCAGAAUGAGAAAUGAGCAGAUAAAAACAGCUUCAAAUAAUUUAUUGUUAUGGAAAGAAUUAGUGUGAAUCUGUGGACUUUCGUGUAGUUAUAAUGAACUGUAAACGAUAAGUAAUAAUUAUCGAAAACUUUGUCACGUGGUACAAAUUCACGUUUGCAUUAAACACGAUGCUUAAUCUCUCUAAAUUCAAUGUUUCGGACUUCAGUACAAUGUUUUUCUUUUUCAACUUGUUAUGCACUUAAAACAUGGUUCGGGUUAUCAAGGGUAAAAUUAUGUAGAAAUGACCUGAAAGGAAACAAAAAUUACUUUGAGUUUGCGGGAGGUUCUAGUUAUCAUGGGUAAAAUUAUAGUAAAUGUGUAAAGGAAAUCCAAGAGAAAUCAACUUUAGUUCGAGUUAGCACAAGGUUUGAGUUAUCAGGAGUCAACUGUAUGCCAAGUGCAUUUGUUAAGUUAUAUAAGCAUGCAGGAAGUGGGAACAUCCUUACAAUCCCAGGUGUUCUCAAUAGUUGCCAAUAAACCGGAGUUUAUUAAAUUUGGUUCUCCCUGCAAAGUUUACUUAACAAAAUCCCCAGAAAAACCCUGAAGGAUCUUGAUAGUAGAAGGAAAGUGGCCUAAUGCAAUUUAAUAGUAAUACCAAAGCAAAUCCUACAAAUUUAGGUCCCCACUCCCCAAGAAAGGAAAAAAACUGGAUCACAAUCCAUUCAAAAACACCCAGGCUCUAUUCUCCAACCCAAACACACAGGGUGCAAAGAAAAUCAUUUUUACAGCUCGUCAUUUGGGCAAACUGAAUCUAGCAUUUACUAGCCCACAAGUUAUUUCAACUAGCCCCACUGCAAAAGCUUUUUGAUGAGCAGAAUUGAUUUCACAGUUCUUCUGUUAUUCAGAUUCCUCCAAAAACAUCACUUGCCCGUCGGGCAAGUUAAAAACAGAAUUCACUAGCCAGAUAGCAAAAUCCAUUAGCCCCGGGCUAUCGGACACUACUUUCUUUACACGCUGAACACAGCACCUCAGAUAGUGCAAACUUUCAGUCACAUGGCCUGACAUUGCAGCGAGGUACACUAUUAAAGUCACUAUGAAUAAUUCUCCUUUGUUCUUUCUCUUGUUUAGCAAGGAUAUGCUCCUGAGUUGUACUAUUUAUGUCUCUCAUUUGGGAUAUUUGCUCUUCUUACAACAGGUAGGUUUGACACAUGUGUUAAGCUUCUGUCUUAUUAGGCAAAUGGUCUAAAAAAAACUGGUACAUUGUACCAGCGUAUGAUUAAAUUUUAGUGACGAGUUUAACUUGUUUCAGUGCUCGAAUUUGUUAAAGAUUGUAUAGUUGCUGUUUUGUGAGACGUAUAGGAGACACCAAGGCCACUGGUUGAGUUAAUCAGCUUACAUUGUGUAAAUUGUGGUCUGUAAUUGUAACAGUGGCGUACUAGGUGGUAUUAGGGAACAAUUUACUUUUUUGAAAUCUUGGCUGAGAGAUAAAAGAAGCGUGGUGGAGUUACAAAAAAAAAUACUAGUUUCAAAGCUCUUGAUCUCACCCCUCUCCAUAUGAAGUUUAAUGGCCGCCUCAGGCCCCCUCAGCCAUAUUGAAACCAGUUUUUUUGAAGAAGAAACAUAAAAUGCGUUAUUGACCAAAGUUUAGAGAUCAAGAUGGCUGAAUAUUGGCCAAGGUUUUUACUCUCCGUUUUUAUGGACCAAAGUUGAGGUCGCAGAAAAAGAGCAAGGCCAACAUCCUGUCAUUUUGAUGUCAUGCUUGGUCAAUUAAGCAUAUUUAUUAUAUGGCUAAAUCCCAAGCGCGCAAGAUAAAGUGAAUCUUGUGUUUUGAUUGGAUACCAAGCAGGCAAGGAAGGCUUGUCUUAUUUGCGUAUCUCCUCGGAAUUUCUCGCCUUAUUUGCGCAAGAAAAGAUCUUUCUGUGUCCAUUUUGGCCGUUUAAUAUAGUCUUUAUAGAGAGGAGAAGUCGUUACGUCAUGUUGCCAUAGUAGUAAAUUUCUUUAAUGACAACAAACCGAAACUUCCCUUAAAAAGUAAAUUCGCACUGUUUCAAACUUGAUCGAUCUUAUUCACAUUCAUUUAAUUUGCCAAAUGUUAGUGAAAUUUUCUGGGUUAAAUCCGAAAGGACCGUAUCUAAGUUUAGGAAAAGAAAGAGAAACUUUUUGUGUUGUGCUCACCUACUCCAUAAAAUAAAAUGAAGCAGGGCGUUUCGUGUUGCAGUCUUGCAACAACGGCUAAGAAAUGCACAGAAAAGCGUGAUGCACGUGCAAAGUUGAUUUUUUGCCAAUCUAAACCUAAUCGCGUGUCACGAGAUUUGAGAUUUUACGGGUUUAAAAGGUGAAAGUGAAGCAUAUGAAUAAAUUAAAUAUCGCAUUAAUGCACACAAUUUAGGCUAGCCGGAUCCUAGUAUCCUAGUCUACGUUGGAGGCGUUCGAAGGGGAAUAGAAAGGUAGAAGUUCGGGUGCACGUGGAAGUAGGAAGGGAUUCCCCUUCUCUAACCCCCCCCCCCCCCCCCCCCCUUUUCCCUCGCGCACCCGCAUUCAGGUAUGCGGUUUUACAGUAAGUGUGUUAUGCUCUUUAUCGCUAGUCUCCUUCGCAGCCGUUAUUAGGGUCGUCACGCAAAGCUCUUCCCUACUGGUGGGAGGAGCGUUGUGUGACAGCCCUAAUAACAGCUGCGAAGAAGACUACUUCAUGGUUGGCUAUUAUAAAGUGUACUCAAUACAAAAUUCUGUUGUUUUACAGGAUUUCUGGUCAUCAUGCUCCCGUUUUGGUUGAUGAACUAUCUGUGGCCAGAUUCUGUUCUCAACCGACGUGAACGGCGAGGAAUUUGCUAUGAGCCUGUAAAGUGCUGCACUUGCCUUUGGCAUAUUUAG